CGUUAGGUGAACAAAACUAUUAUACUCUGUAGCAACAGGUUGCGAGAGUAUAAAAAUUUUAGAACAAGCCCCAAAAAUCAGUGGUAUACAGAAGGCUUGCAUAUUUGUUUCACAUAUAGCUAUCUUUAUAUAUAUUAUAUAUUUCUUCUGUGUGUGUGUAUGUCACUGAACUCCUCCUAGACGGCUGGACCGAUUUUGAUGAAAUUUUUUGUGUAAGUUCAAGGGGAUUCGAGGCUAGUUUAGAUUCACAACUUGGUCCACUGGAAAAUGUUUAUUUAACUAAUUUUUCACUUAUAAGUAGUUGUUAAUUUUGGAAUGUUUUACAAUGGAUCCUUUAGAAUGCGCUACCAUCGCAGAAGUUAGAACCUUUUACAUAGAAUUCCGGCAGACUGCGCUGCAGUCGUGACAGAUAUUCAAAAGUAUGUUUGAGUAUGUUAGAUGGCGCUGAGAUCAGAUUCUAAGAUAGCAUAAGUAUAGUUUAAACUAUUAAAGCUAUAGACAUGUGUAUGGUGUAUAGUGUCUAAACAUUGAUACUGCUAUGCUACUCUAUACGGAAAUAGUGAAUAUACAAAACUAAGAUAUAUGUAAAUAAAUAAAACAUAAAUUUGAUUUCAUUUUUUCCUCUUCCGCGAAGACGUGGCAUUUUUUGUAGAAAUAACCUUCUAUGAAAAAUACACAAAGACCAAUGAGGAUUAGUAAUAAAAAAAUCAUGGGCAACAUUUGUGAAGCCACUAUUUGGAGUGGAAAAUUUCAAGGUGAAGUUGUACUUCUGCCACGGACUCCAAUGAUUCCUUCAGGUUCGUCGUUACCAUUUAAACAUUUACAAUUACCUAUCUGCGUGGCAUUUGCGAUGACUAUUAAUCAGGCGCAAGGUCAAACAAUGACGAUUUGUGAAUUAGAUUUAGAAAAUCCGUGAUUUUCUCACGGCCAAUUAUACGUUGCGGGCUCGAGAGUAGGAAAACCAUCGAAUUUAUUUGUUUAUACCUAUCAAGGAUUAACAAAAAAUAUUGUACAUCCAAUGGCAUUACGAUAACCUCAGUUUUGGUAGAUAAUUAACUCUAAGAAGAAAUACCCGUUAUAGAAUAUAUUCAAUCUUAUCACGAUUAAUUAAAACGACUUAAAGUUUUCAUUCAAUACAGCUUCUACAAUUAACAUCUUUGAAAGCAUUCUAAUAUACAUAUUGACACGCUAUCGAUUGGUCGGAUUGUGAUAAAUAUAUAUGAAUUAGAUAUUGUAAAAAGUUUCUAAUAAAAAUUUUCAUCAAAACGGUCUAAUUGUUACAGCUAAUUUGAAAAAGUUUACAGACGUAGGACAUUACAACGUCCUGAUAUAUUAUAAUUUUUUUUUUCAAUAUGUUUCACCAAGAAUGAAGAUGUAUGUGAAUUUAAUUAAUGUGGCAACACUGGAUUGUUGGAUCGAGCUGUGCGCAAGCCAUCAAUGGUGCUGCGAAUGACGAACAAAACAUGCGAGACGUGGGUACAGGAUUCGUCAAAACAGGAUAGUCCCGACGGAGAUUUGCCCUAAAAUAUAUCUAAAAAUCCCAACGAAUUUAAGGCUGAGAAUCACUUGGUUGUUCAACAAAGCGUGAACCGGCGGACUCAAGUUGGCUUAAACGGCCCGACGGUAGUCAAUUCAUAUCGCGAUUGCAAGAUCAACUCUUGCCUCUUAACAGCGGAAACGCUGUCCCACUUUCUUUGCGUCGGGGCGGCUUGCCGCACUUUUGAUGAUCGCGCGAUAUUUAGUCGUAGAGAAGUAUUAAAGCAUAUGCUAUGCCAUCGUAAGUGGACCUAUUUACAGUGCAGCAGUAGUCACAUAGGAAGUGUAAUGUAAAACAACAGAGAUUUCGAACACGUUGACCACAGGGAAUGAAGUAGCGCUAUUGCUGUUACCUCGCCAGUUUACCUAAUGAUGAGCAGGAGUAAGGCCACAUUGACAUCAAUUACCAAAGCAACAACAAUAAAGAAAACGAAAGACACGCUCUCAGACUUCAACCCUACAGUCUCAUACAUGGAUUCUCUAAAACAUCUGUCGAGGGCUGCCAAUGACCAGGAUGAAGAAGAUCAUCGAAAGUAUGCCAGCGAGGAGAUGCGACAUUUCCGUUGCAAAGAACACAAUAACUGCGUUUUCAAUUGUAGCAAAAACAAAUAUUUUGCUUUUCACCUAAGUGACCUAAGCCAGAAGAAACUGAACAUACCAUCCCCGCCUCUGUUUACUGAAAUCGAUGCUAAUAACAGAAUAAAAAUACCGAGGACCGUGAGAGAGUCUGUCCACAGCGAUAACAAACGUUUAUUCCAACAACAACCAAAUCAACACAAUCUCUAUCUCCAAUACAGUAUGCUAGCAGCGAAACUGUUAUGCACGUCAACCACGACAAGUGAAACAUGCAGCUUGACGCAAUAUAAUGCGACUGGAGCAGCGAAUAGUUGGAGUAACUUUUCUGGAAUCGGAAGAUCUAAUUCGGAAAAACUUGACAAUCUCUAUUUACAACAAUACGAUUCCCAGUCUGCUAAUAGAUAUGAUAACGCAUUAAAUGAAAAUACAUCUGAGCCACCAAAAAUGAAAAAAUAUGAUGCAAGGUUCGACGCUACUACUCUGCAGAAAGGCAAUCAUUGCAAUGACAUUGAUCUGGGUGAUAUAGACUCCACCACACCCUUAACUACGUCUAUGGAGGUGCGUGGCUCUAUUCAAAAUACUUCUAUAGAUGGGUUUUUUAAUCGCAAACGUGGAAGGCCUCCAAACACUCGUUUUGUUGAGGUAUACCCAAAUACACAUCAAUCACCACAAGCUAUUUUCACAAGUUUCAAGCUGGAGAAAAAUGCAGCGCCCAAUGAUUCUCUCACUUCAAUAAAUGACAAACAAAUAUUUGAUUACGAUGGUGCUUUUCGUAACGCCGUAAAAAUGCUGGCAAUACCUGCAAAAGUUAGACCGCGUUUUGCGGUUGAUCCACAAUUACCUAUGGAUUCCACCACCGAUAGCACUGUAAAAUUGGAAAAGCAAGAAGAAAAAAAUUUUCCCCGCAUAAUCGCGGAGAAUGACGAUGAUUUCCUCCAUUUAAAUCCUGACGAUGAAGUGGACUUGAAAAGUGCAGAUCAUAAAACAGUGUGCGAGUUCAUGCAAAAGCUGGAGGCUAAAAUGGCUCCGGUAGCACAAAGGCAUACUGAAGAGACAACAACAAUGGAGACAUCGUUGAGGUUUAUGAAACGAGAGAUCGAAGCUUUAAAUGAAGAGCAUGAUAAACCCAGUCAUUAUCGGAAUAAUGUAAUAUUGAACACUCGAGAUUUGGAAUAUAGAGAUGAAUAUAUUCACAUAAUUCCCACCAGUUCUCAACAAACGUCUGUACAACAUUUGAAAGAUAAUGAGUCAGUUAGCUUACCAAGCAGUAGAGAUAACCUGCUGGAUUAUGAAGGCACAAAAGCACAUACUUUCAAAAAAGUUCCAGUUGUUCGCACUGUAGACACCAUUUUUUCAAGGUGCAACGAAAUUUCUAGUUAUCCGAGCAACAGCAAGUUAUAUCGUAAAAACUGCUUUGACGAAGCUACAACAAAACCAGGCAUUUGGAGAACGCAAAGCGCAAGUUGUAAACGCAAAUGCUUACAAGAUGACAAUAAAAGCAUGCCGUACGAGUCCAUAGCGGAAUCCAUAGAAGGUAAUGAAUUUAGUGUGCCUCAAGAUUUAAGUGUGCGCAUUAAAAAAAACAGCCUUACAUCAAAUAUCUGCGGCCAAAAAAAGGAAAAUGUUGUAGCCUAUGAUUUAAGUAUAUCAACGAAGGUUGAUGACGAAACAGCAGUAGAAAAAAAAUCAAUAACACCAGAAGAAGCAGCAAAUAUAAACGGUUUUGACGUUGAGCUCGGUUGGCAGAAUAAAGAAGCAAUUGAUUUGCAACUAAAACACCUGCUUUAUCUUUACCAGAUACCGAAUCAGCUGAGUUUUGAAACGUAUACACAGCUACAAGAUCAACAUUCAUCCGCCAUUGGCAGUACUUUUGUUACACAAGCUGACAAUAACAUAUUCCCUUAUUUGUCCUUUUUGUUGGCUGCGUCAACCAAAUGCCAACCACGGCUAUCAUCAUCAAUCCAACCGCCAACUACCGUAUCUGGUAAUGUUGCCCAACAGCAUAAAGUUUCCUUAGACUUCAACCCCGUAUCACUUUCUGAACCAGAAAUGCCUACAUCAACGAUGACUGACAGAUCAACUCCUGUUACAGCGGCUGCUAUUGCAGCAUUGACUACCGCAAUUGUCGCCCAACAGAAUUUGCUCAAUAUAGUGGAACUUGAAAAGGCUGCAACUCAGCAACGAAACCUCAACAACUGUAAAAAGACAACUACAUCUUCCACAAAUGUAGUGUCCACUACGAGCGCCAGAGACGAAAUUUUGUCAUUCCCUACAUCGUUACGAAUAAAUGAUAAUAUUAAGAAGCCCACCGGCUAUCAAAAGUUUCUCUUUAAAGAGGAUUGCGGUUUUGAGAACUGUGGUUACCGUCAGCGCCAGUCUCACUUUCAUUGCGAUCGUGUCGAUUGCCACUAUAGCUUCUGCGACAAGACCCGAUUCGUGCAGCACAUGGCUCGACACGAGCGCUUGGACACACUAAUGGGCAAAGACUUACAACAAUAUCGCCAUAAUCUGCGGUGUGAUUUUAGCACCUGUGCUUACCAACUGAAUAAAGGGUCUGUCAAAACCAACUUUGGCAUAAACAAAAAGUCGCAUUUUCAUUGUUUGAAAUGCCCAUUUACUUGUACUGACACUAAUAAAGUAGGGGCGCAUCGUCGACUCCAUAAUAAAAUUGAUUAUAUACGAUCAUCAGGUUUCUGUGAAGUUCGAAACACCCAGAACUGUGCCCAGCGUUGUGCAGCAUUUAGUGUAGGGAGGCCUGAUACUAAUUACACAAGAACUGGUGACGAGGUGUAUGAACGUUUGAAGGAUACAUUCUCGGCAGCAACAAGUAGCUGUAUAUACAACAAGAAGUUUACCCAUUUUCAUUGUCUACUGUGCGGUUGUGGCGUGGUGUCGCGCUCCCAAAUGUCAGCGCAUCGGCAGAAAUCGUGUAACACUGUACUUACACACGCGAAUUCGGCAACAGCCACUGCCCCUGUGACGUCGAUAAUAACAACAACAUCGGUAAAAACAGAAACUUGAUCAGCUGCGGUAGUCACCACUAUCACAACAUCAACAACUGCAGCGCCACCCAGAUGAUGGUUUUACACUCACCGAAUCCAUCAAAAAAUUUAUAAUAUUAGGUCAAGUAAAAUAUUCGUUCGGUUUUCAUCUAAGAUAUCAUGUCAUACUAUACGGCGCUGAAAACGUGUUUAUUCGCGAUAAAAGUUUGUCUUUGACAGUUUUUCGAUUGAUUGGCUCAGUACGUUGUGAGCGCUCGUCUAAGAUGGACACCAGCAAAGAGAAAAUUCGCUAUAUUUUACAAUUUUUCUUCGAUCAAGGCGAAAAAGCAGCCAAGGCGGCUGAAAAAAUUAAUUUAGUUUAUGGGCUCGAUACUGUAAACGAACGUGUAGCACAAAAAUGGUUUGCUAGGUUACGGCUGCUCGAUGUUUGGGUGCCACACGAACUAACGCAAAAAAACAUGAUGGACCGAAUUUCCAUCUGCGAAUCGCUGCUGAAUCGCAACAAAAUCGACGCGUUUCUGAAGCGGAUUGUGACUGGCGAUGAAAAAUGGUCACUUACGACAACAUCGAGCUCAAACGGUCGUGGUCAAAGUUUGGGGAAGCUGCCCAGACGGUGGCCAAGACCGGAUUGACGGCCAGGAAGGUUUUGCUGUGUAUUUGGUGGGAUUGGCAAGGAAUCAUCUACUACGAGCUGCUCCCCUACGGCUAAACGCUCAAUUCGGCCCUCUACUUCCAACAGAGGCCGAAUUGUGUUCCACACACGUCUUUGGUGACGCGCCAGAAGUUACGGGAGCUCAGAUGGGAGGUAUAGUCCGGACCUGGCACCAAGUGAUUACCAUCUUUUCCUGUCCAUGGCGAAAGCGCUUAAUGGUGAGAAGUUGACCUCAAGAGAGGCCUGUGAAAAUUGGCUCUCCGAGUUUUUUGCCAAUAGGGACGCAACUUUCUACGUGAAUGAGUACAAUGAAGUUGGCAUCUCGUUGGAAACAAGUUUACAAACAAAACGCCGCAUAUUUGACUUAAAUCGGACAAAUGUACACAAAGUUAUCAUCUUUUGAAAAUUCAAUAAAAAACCGAACGAUCCUUUUACUUGACCUAAUUUUACCAUAGUUGCCAACUUAGUGCUUUUUAAAAUUAAAACUUAAUAUUGAAACUUUUGAUAAAAAAUAAAUCAUAUUUAUCAAAAACGUA
Molecule: messenger RNA, 6302 nt
Organism: Bactrocera oleae (olive fruit fly)
Lineage: Eukaryota; Metazoa; Arthropoda; Insecta; Diptera; Tephritidae
Source: RefSeq, a predicted model, not a curated record